UCACGGUCUGUGAUGGGUAAGGAUUUUCUCUGUCACGGUCUGUGGGGGGGGGGGUCGGGGGGGAGUGGGUCCAAAUUUCUACCCCUAAACACUUCAACACUCCUUUUAGAUCGUGUUUCACAAAACGAUCACAAAACAAAAGAAUAAAACUUAUUUUUUUUACGUGGUUUUUCCGGAGGAGGUGGAAAACGUUCGAUAAUAACUGAUCGUGGUGGAACAGGCAUAGCAGGUAAUUCUUUAACAACUGCGAAAUAA
Molecule: messenger RNA, 255 nt
Organism: Rotaria sp. Silwood2
Lineage: Eukaryota; Metazoa; Rotifera; Eurotatoria; Philodinida; Philodinidae
Source: the annotation of a GenBank genome assembly